GGCGUCAAGAUAUUGCACUCUUACGCAGGUCGACCUAGUUUGGCGGGCCUUGCUGACUACUCGCGACUGUUCCCACGCGCUCAAACUCCCCUCCUAUUGGCUCUAGUGCCUCAAAAGCUCCCCUAGGGCUCUGGAUCUAUCGCAAACUAACUAAAAAUGACUAUGGCGUGUGACAAUUUGGAGCGAGACCCGCUGUUCAAGAAGCUGCGGGCAAAGCCGGAGAACAAGGUGUGCUUCGAUUGCCCCAACAAGAACCCGACCUGGGCCUCCGUGCCGUAUGGAGUCUUCAUCUGCCUGAACUGCGCGGGCAUCCAUCGGUCUUUGGGAGUGCACAUCAGCUUCGUGCGGUCCACCACUCUGGACUCCUGGACACAGGAGCAGCUCAAGCUGAUGGCAGCUGGCGGUAACCUGCGCGGGCGCCAGUUCUUCAAGCAGCAUGGGUGGGACGACGUGGGCAGCGACAAGAUCGAGUCCAAGUACACCUCGCGCGCGGCCCAGCUCUACCGUGCCCUGCUGGAGAAGGAGGCAGCUAAGGCCACGGUGCAGACACUGCAGCACAGCAGCCUGUCGGGCCACGAGAAGGAGCGCUCGGACCACGGCGACCUGGCGGACUUCAAGCACAUCGAGCCGGAGGCACCCGCGCCCGCAAGGACGGUGGCCGCGCCGGUUGCUGCGGCCGCCGCUGAACCGGCCGAGGGCGAGGCGGCAGAGGCCAAGGUGGCGGUGCCGAAGCCCAUCACCACAAUCAAGCCCCGCACCACGACCACUGCCAAGAAGACCGGCGGCAAGCUUGGCCUGGGCGUGAAGAAGCUGGAGAGCAAGGUGGACGACUCCAUCUACGCGCAGGCGCCGGCGCCUGAGCCUGUGAAGGUGGAGAACCCGGUGUCCGGCGCACCGGGAACCAGCGCCGCCGGCGCAGCGCCCGCUGCCACUGGGUCGCGAUUCUCCUACGAUGCUCUCACAGCCAACGAGGCGCCGGGGUUGCAACGCGGCAAGGACGGCCACCUGACGAUCGGUGCUGGGUCGGGCGGAUCGGACUUCUUCGCCAGCGCGGGUGCACGGCCAGCCAACCGCUCCGGAGGCGGCGCGCCGCCGGCCCCGGCGGGGGCACCCAAGGUGCAGGAGGAGUCGCUGAAAAAGUUCGCCAACGCGAAAGCGAUUUCGAGCCGCGACUUCCAGGACGCCUCAAACGCGGAGGCGGAGGCGGAGCGCCGGGAUCGGCUGAACAAGUUCUCGGGCGCCAGCGCCAUUUCGUCCGCUGAUUACUUCGGGCGUGCGGACUCGCGCGGAGGCGUUGGCGGCAGCGGCAGCAUGGGCCCGGCGGGGUCGGGUGACCUAGACAUCUCGGCGGCGGACAUUGUCAACCGCCUGUCCUUCCAGGCGAAGCAAGACAUGCAGCAGAUGAAGCAAAUGGCGGCGGCGGCGACCAAAAAGAUUUCGGGCAUGGCCACAAAGCUGCUGGGCGACCUGAACCGGAUGAACGGGUAAAAUGGCGGAUGCUGUUGCGGCGCGGUAUGGAGCUAACACCAAAGAGUCUUACAAGCGGGCACGGAGGCCUCUGAACCCGGAUAAAGUUACCAAGUAGAGGUCAGUGCAUCAGAUACGGAGCCGCAAGCAAGCCAGGUAGGGUCUGCCGGAUGCGUGCUUGACGCGUGUGCUGGGAGCAGCUGUACGCACCCAACCUGGAUGCGGAGCGUUGCGUGGUCAGUAGUAGGACGGAGUUGCCGCGUGGAGGUGUGGUGGAGAGCAAAUGAAGUAGCCGGACGGUGUGUAUUACUGGUGGGAACGGACGGUUGCGCACGCCACAGUUAUCUCUCUGUGGGGACUCUGUCGCGGGCUCGUGUUGUCGGGGGCGGUAUGGCUUGGUAGCUACAAGUGAGGGGCACUGUGUAGGGUGCAUAGGCGAACAGGGCGGACUGCCGGGGUGGCUAGCAAGGGGAAACGUGCGCACAAGUGUGGGACAUGGUUCGUAGCGUUUAAUGCCACCGUGACUUCAAUUGCGACAAGUUGCAUGUUACAUAGCGCUAGCGCACACGUUGUGAAGCCUUUGGAGAGCAUAAGCACAAAGCGUCGUGCCACUUCAAUACGCCGAUUCAG
Messenger RNA from Chlamydomonas reinhardtii, 2097 nucleotides. RefSeq lists its product as uncharacterized. The record is from RefSeq and is a predicted model, not a curated record. The transcript is spliced from 12 exons. Lineage: Eukaryota; Viridiplantae; Chlorophyta; Chlorophyceae; Chlamydomonadales; Chlamydomonadaceae. Gene Ontology annotation, molecular function: GTPase activator activity. Gene Ontology annotation, biological process: COPI coating of Golgi vesicle. Bases 157 to 1488 code for a protein of 443 amino acids.